Messenger RNA from Periconia digitata, 2645 nucleotides. NCBI's taxonomy places the organism in Eukaryota, Fungi, Ascomycota, Dothideomycetes, Pleosporales, Periconiaceae. The record is from the annotation of a GenBank genome assembly.
CCAGAUAUAGCUAAUGAUGGGUCCAAACCAGAGUAAUGUGUCCUCCGCACACGUUGUGGCUUGCACUUCCCACGUGGUAAUUUGGAGAACCCCCGUAACGCUGACCCUAGCUCUGCCCUACUUCUCGUGUUCGGACGGGUAUCUGCAGUCGCACCGCGUUCUCGAUCCUGGUAUAGACUCUGGGUGGCGAAGAUCGAACUGCAGAUGCCAUGAUUGGGCAUCAACCAAAUUGUCUCGGCUAAGCUGACAGCAAGCCUCAAAAGACUUUUGCUAUAGCAACUAUUUUGGUCACAGUCAGUUCGCCUUCUGGAACAGUCCUACGAGAUACGAUUUUGUUCGACUGGCGAGUAGGAUGCGCUCCCGUGUUGACGAGUAUCAAGAACACACCACCAUCGCACCAUCACCAGCGUUCUUAUAUGGACUAGUCAUCACAAUAUACCGGAAAAGCUUACAGCUGAAUCUAUAUUCCCUGGGAAUGUUGACAGCCAUCUCCAAAAGCCACACUUAGCAACACAAGGUCGCUGCAAAAGCAAUUUCCUGAUGACUCCCUCGAAUGAUCCGGUCGAAUCAGUACGGAACGCAUGUCGUAUGAUCAAGUCUUUAGAAGGAAUUUCCGGUGAUGACUGGCAUUUUUCGUUGUAGUGGUACUAUUUGGCGCGUCACUGAACUUGCUCGCUUUCGACAACUAUUGCGAGUCUUGGACAGUUGCUGUAGCAGCUCUUUACACCUACAACCUUCCCAAAGCUUGACGUCUUAACUUGGCCACAGAUCAGUGGCGCCGGAAUUUUGCUUGUUUUCAUUAUCGUAUCUCUCGCCUACCCAAGUGGAUAAGGACCUGAGUUCACGAAUUAUUCGUCGGCCAUCUCCGUGGCGUUCGAGGAAUUUCAAAUAUCGACGAUCGGCCGUGCCCGCCUACCAAAACUUUGAAGUCGAUAAAUCAUUGGCUGGUUGUAAUUGUAUUUGCUUGUGCAUCCUCAAAGCAAGGAGGCCUGAUGGCUGUCAUCACGUACCCAAUGGUCGAUCUUGGGUAUCAAUGUUGUACCUACCGGUACGCGUCUGUAUCAAAACUUUGGGCAGUGAUCUUCCAGAUUGGUAGUGGUCAAAGGUAUCUCUAAACCCUCUGCCAACGUAUAUAAUGCUUCAAUCCCGAUCUGUGCACCUUGGAAAACACCUACCUAUCUGACUUUCUCACUACUAUGUGCUACCAGGAAGAUAUACCAGCUACGCUAACACGCACCUUACCAUGAACUUAUCGCCAAUUGGGGCCCCAUGGCUUACAAUUGCAAAGCUGAAAAAAAAAACGGACAUAAAGUUCUCGUAUAACUCUCGAAGAUAUUAAGCCCAGACUUAUCGUCUUUCUCUCUGUACAGACUCCGCAUAUGCAAACUAUCGAAGCCAUGGCGAGCGAAUCCGCACUUUUCUUCAGACUACCUCUAAGAAUCCGCCAGACUAUUUACAGUAAUGUCCUCAAACAAACUACAGAGAUGUUUCUACUGCGCACAUGUCGUCAAAUAUACGUGGAGUCCCAUCAACUUGUAUUCCGGCAACCGCUUAAGCUCAGCAAUCAAACAUUGCGGCAACGACUCCGAAAAGUGCCAGAGAGAUUCAUGCCCGAGGUGACUGAGAUCUUCUUCACCCUCCACGAUGUUGACAUGACGCCUCUGCUGUCCCAGACAGUCUCCCCAUCACUUGUUCGAUCCGGCAAUAGCCUACCGCUACAUACGUGGGACAUCUACGACACGGAGGUCGAAAGCAUCAGAACGGCCUUGAUCCGGUUUCAAAGUGUCACCAGAUUCACUCUGCAAGUGCUCGAGGGCAGUCCGUCUCACUUAUAUCGCGAUUUUGUAGGCAGCAUCAUCGGCAUGUUAGCUUCUAUUUACCCCAAUAUCAACGGCCUCGGCUUCGAAGGCAGUUUCCGGGAUCAAAAUUUCCAGCUCUUAUCGCGUUUUAUGUCUCUGGAAUCGAUCUCGUUUGACUGUCAUCUGGUGCAGAGACAGGCCGAGAUAGCCAAAACAUUCUCCCGCCUCAAUUUGACCGGCGUGUCCUUUAUCACCCAACGCCCCCCUCCUCGAUCUUUCCGCCAUCAAGACGACAUGUCCACUCCCACCUCAUCUGCCAUGGGUGAGUUCCUCAGCACCUUCACGAGUCAGGCGUUGUCCAGCCUGUGUAUCUCGCAACCCCAUGCGCCAACUCCAAAUGUUCUCGUAUCUCUUCGGAGCUUCAUUUACAAAAACACGCGUGUCAAUCGACUGGAACUCGACUGGCCACGCCUAGAUCCUGAAAUAUUGCAGCGCUACACUCUAUUGAAUAAGCCUUUAAAAUGUCUUUGGAUAAGGGCAGUAGAUAGAGCCAGCGCCUUCGAUAUCUUCCGGAUUAUCGACGAGGAAAAGGGGGAUCAAAGGGUCGUCAAUCUACAAGACGUAGGGAUACUGCGCAGUUUCUGGCAUCCCAUUGUGACAGAAACUAAGAAACAAACUCGGGUUUCCGAUUCGUCUAGAGCAGAGGUGUCUGACCGCGUCACUUUCAAAGAUAUACAUCAAGAUGAAGAUUUAACGUCUGCUGAGCUUGAUGAAGCGAAUCUGGUCUUUGCACAGCACCGUCUGCGUGCGCUCGGGGUAAGAGUUAUGUGGUGUACGGAUCCGUAA